This is a messenger RNA of Haemonchus placei, 693 nucleotides long. The record is from the annotation of a GenBank genome assembly. Lineage: Eukaryota; Metazoa; Nematoda; Chromadorea; Rhabditida; Trichostrongylidae.
AUGGCUGAUCACUUUGAUCAGCCUAAUGAAGAAAGUGCAAAAGGGCUACUCACGUUUCCAUGCUCCCGUAUCUGGCACAUUUUGUCGUCCAAGAUCAGUAACAUGUGUGAAUUGAUACACUCUAACAUAUUGAUUUCCAUUUUUCAUGAAUAAAUCGAUUUCGCUUGCUGUCUGAGACACGAUGCCCGCAUCAGAAGAUAUCUGACAGAUGGACUGUAAAGACGCGAUAGAUUGAGGAUUACUGAGGACCUGCUGGGUGUUAGAUCCGCUAUUUUGAUCAUAGUACACACCGAACUCGUUAGCAGAACCCGAUGGCUGGUACUGAUUAUUGUCCUGCUCAUAGCCGUACCCAGAGCCGAUUGGCUGACUUUGGCCAGCAUUCUGAUUACCGUAGCCAUUGUUCUGAUUGACAUAGCCGUUGUUCUGUGUAGGAUAUCCAAACGGUAAGUUUUGAUUCACUCCAGCUGGAUUACUGUACCCGUUCUGAUCAUAGUUGGCAGGAUUCGAGCCAGAGUAUAAAUUCGUGGCAUCUGCUGGAUAUUGGCUACAUGGAAUGCAACCAGCAUUCGAUUGGCAUUGAAGAUUUGCACAUCCAGUUGGAUUGUUGUACGUGUUACCGUGACCCGCACCAUUUGGUUGGUAUCCAUUGUUGGGCAUUUGAUUGCUGUUGUAAUUGAAAUUGAACUGCGGUGA